GGCGCCUCAGAUACAUCGGGCACCUAGUGCGAUACCCAGAGGCAAGGUGGGCGCGGAUCGCUCUAACAGCAGAAGGAGAGCGGCCGCAGGGCUACAGGAGAGGCAGGGGAGCGCCGCGCGCAACCUACAGGAGGCAACUGGAGGCAGACCUUAGGGCGAGAGGGGUGCAGCUAAGCAGCGCGGAGAACAGAAGCCUCUGGGCACAAGUAGCAAGACAGAAGCCAGAGCUUCAGCGUUCAACAACAGGACCCACAGGAACAGUUGGCCGAACACUAACAAUCCAACAACUAGCUAGACUGGCGGGUAGAUCUCGUCUGGGAAAUCUUAGGCAGCUCGCCGAAUAGAUUCAAAUCAUCAGAUCAGGAACGACUCUAUGUGAACAAUUCGUUGCACUGCUAUUCUGUAUAGUCUCUCGGGUGGAACAAGCAGGUUCGACUCCUAGCGUUCGCCUUUUAGAGAUAUGCUUAUUUGACAGAGAAGGAAACGGUGAUGAGAGAUGAGAGGGCGUUCUUCACGAGUGUUAUUUCGCUGGAUCUCUUAUGAAUGGUUCAUGAUGUCGUGACUCUCUCGUGUUGUGUUGCCGCGAAGGCUACUAGAGGCUCGUGCUUACAAGCGGGUUACCCGAAAAUGGAACGAGAAUCAUCAGCUCCAUCGCACGAAAAUCCCACUACGCCACCGUCAACACUGCGUUCUUCUUCGUCUUUGACGCUAGCUGCAGCUACAGCUGGAACCAACAAUCCAAAUCCUCUCAACCCAGCGAUAUUGAAUAGUUUCCAGCAAUGUCCUCUUCAUGACCCAGCCCUUUUCUCCUUGGACGUCGGAUUUCUGAUUGCUUUACCGUCUUUCUCCUGUUUCGAAUUGGACAACAACACGAGGACAUCAAGCUCAAGCACACCCGCAACGUCCUCCAGUAGUCGUAAGCAGACGGCCUUUUCUUUUCGGUUGUCAUGUUUGGCAAUCGUGUUCGCGUUUGCCCCCCUCUUCAACUGGCAGGAGGACAUUGCUGUGGAAUGGCAGCAAGACUUGAAAUAG
Molecule: messenger RNA, 1032 nt
Organism: Amoebophrya sp. A25
Lineage: Eukaryota; Dinophyceae; Syndiniales; Amoebophryaceae
Source: the annotation of a GenBank genome assembly